GAGGACGAAAAGGAGCCGCCGUUCGAUUUUCAGCAAUUUUUGGACCAGAUGAAGAGUAAAGGCGCGGAGCCCGUCGCCAGGUACUUGCGCUCGUUCCUGAGCAAUUUCACGAAGCGCACGUUCGCGGUGGCCGAUCAGGUCAAGCUCAUCAAUGACUUCCUCAACUUCAUCUCGCAUAAGAUGCGCGAGUCCGACGUCUGGCGACACGUCUCGGACGCCGCGUUCGACAAUGCGAUGGAGGGCAUGGAGAAGCUCGUCAUGAACAGGCUGUAUGACUACACGUUCACCCCGCAGGUCGCGCGCGCGUCGCCCCCACGGCCCGUCACGACCGACGACCUCGAGCGCGACCGCGUGCUCGCCCAGCGCAUCGCGCUCUUCGGGUGGCUCGCGCCGCGGCACCUCGACGUGCCCCCGAAGCCGGUGGGCGACGGGAGCAAGGGGUUCUUGAUGUUCGCGCAGCAGGAGCUCGUGAAGAUUAACCAUUAUAAGGCGCCGCGCGACAAGUUGAUAUGCAUCCUCAAUUGCUGCAAGGUCAUCUUCGGUUUGAUCCGCCACCUCAAUAAGGACGAGAGCGCAGAUUCGUUCAUCCCGAUAUUGAUCUUCGUCGUGCUCAAGGCGAACCCGGAACACCUCCUGUCGAACGUCGAGUUCAUCAACCGGUUUAGGAAUCCGGAGAAGCUGCAGAGCGAGGCGGGGUAUUAUUUGUCGAGUCUGAUGGGCGCGGUGUCGUUCAUAGAGACAAUGGAUCACACGUCGUUGUCGAAUAUAACACAGGAGGAGUUUGAGAAGAACGUCGAAUCCGCCAUCCUAACCCUCCCCGCUUCCCGCGCGCACUCUCCCCGUCUCCCGAGCACCUCUACCUCUUCCUCCUCGUCCACAACCUCCCUCAUCCCGCCACAACACCCACCGCAACCGCAACCGAUCCCCGUCCCCCCGCCUGCACCGCUAUCCCUUCCGACGCGCGGCACCUCGCCCGCGCCGUCGUCCCACGUAGGCGACGAGCCCGCGACGCCGCUCGCCCUCCCCGCGCUCGCGCUCGGCGUCGGCGACGACGCGCGCCGCCUCUUGCAGCGCACGGGCGACACGCUCUCGCGCCCGCUCACGGCCAUCGGACGCAUCUUCGCGGAGGCGCUCGACGGCGCCGAGGAGCGCCUCGUGAACGCGAGCGGGAGCCGCAGCGGGAGUGGGAGCGCCAGCGCUCCGCAGACGCCGAUGCAUGCGGCCGGCCAGGCGCAGGCGCAGCUGCAGCAACAACAGCAACAACAGCAACAGCUGAAGACGCCGUACAAACCCCGCGUGCGCCGCGUACCGUCGCAGGGGUCUGCGCGCUCGUCCUUCAGCUCACCUGGUGGCGGCCCCGACGACACGCCCUCGCGCGCGCCGCCCGGCGGAGGAGCAAGCGGAGGCACGGGCGCACUCGCUCCGUGGCCCCGGUUCCCCGGAUUUCCGGGGUCCGGCGGCCCGCCCUCUGGCACGGCGUCGGGGAUGGCGUCGCCGCUCGGGCCGGCGUCGCGCGCGGCGACACCGAGCGGGAGCCUCGACAUUGCGGGGAUGCAGGCGGAGAUCGACCGCGCGCAUGCGCGGGCGGGGAGCGCGGCGCGGGGGACGCUGAGGCAGAUCUUUCCGGAGGUGGACGGCGAGGUGGUCGAGUGGGUGUUGGAGGCGAACGGGGGCGAUUUGGGGAGGAGCAUCGAGGCGCUUUUGGAGAUGAGUUAGUUGAGGGGUGAGGGGGUUGAGGCGCUGAGGGCUGGGCCUGGACGGGUGUGUUCGGUUUGUCCUGGAGCCCGCGUGUUGUCUCGUGGAAUGAUAGUUUAUUGCGC
Heterobasidion irregulare TC 32-1 is the source of this 1820-nucleotide messenger RNA. RefSeq lists its product as uncharacterized. Bases 49 to 1716 code for a protein of 555 amino acids. Gene Ontology annotation, cellular component: endocytic vesicle; cytosol. Gene Ontology annotation, molecular function: guanyl-nucleotide exchange factor activity; small GTPase binding; ubiquitin binding. The transcript is spliced from 10 exons. The record is from RefSeq and is a predicted model, not a curated record. Gene Ontology annotation, biological process: vesicle-mediated transport. Lineage: Eukaryota; Fungi; Basidiomycota; Agaricomycetes; Russulales; Bondarzewiaceae.